ACUGGCAAAAAUGGCGCUGUCCAAGCGGCCGCUUAGCAAGGAGACGCCUCUGGUCGACAGCAGCAACAACAACAACAACAACAACAGCAACAACGGUAACAACAUCAACAACAACAACAACAAUGAACAUGAGACGGCAAUCAAGCGACGCAAACGCUGCAGUCGCGAUGAUGAACUAGCUGCCAUCAACAACAACAACAACAACAAUAACAAUACUAACAAUAACAACAAUACUAGCAACAACAACAAUACAUUGCCGCAGAAGAAGCGGCAGCUGGGUCUCAGUCUAAGCCUGGGAUUGGCCAAGGCAACAACAGAUGCAACAGAUCAGGACGAUGAGACGCUAAUCCGUGAGACGCAAGCUGCACUGAAAAGUCUGUCCGGCAGCUGGCCGGAUGCUCGAACCAAUUUGUAUCGCUUGCAGGAGCAAGAGGAUGAGAAUCCGCCGCCAUUUCAGAACCUGUUCGAGGACAAGCAGAAGUACAAUCAUAAUCUGAACAACAACAACAACAAACAACAGCAACAACAACAACAAAACUCACACAACACUCUACUGCUGCGCUUCCACAGACAGAAGGAGAACGAUCAGGCGCGUCUCAAUCACAUUGGCAGCAUCAGCAACAAAAAGGAGGCAGCACUGGACGCGGCAACAGCGGCGGCAGCAGCAGCAGCCACAUACGCAUCAGCAACAUCCGCUUUUAAGCCACCAAUCGAUAUCAUCAAACGCAAUGGCCAAUUGGCAGCUGCCGCCGCCCAUGCCGCUGCCCAUGCCCACGCCCAGGCUCAGGCACACGCCCAUGCACAGGCCCAGGCCUAUGCACAUGCCCAAUACACAAGCAGCGCUGCCUACAAUGCAGCCGAGGCAUACUACGGCUAUGCAGCAGCAGCAGCUGCCAGUCAACAGCAGCAACAGCAACAGCAACAGCAGCAGCAGCAGCAACUCUGUUUGGAUCGCAGCUUUGAUAUUGCCGCCCAGCUGGACUCGCCCACAGAAAAGAGUCCAAAGCAGCAGCAACAGCAGCAACAACAGUUGCUGCCAAAGGAGCAACUGCUGGAUGCCAAACAAUAUACGAUAUUGCAGCCGGCGGGCGUUGGCAGUCGUGCCGCAUCCGUGAUGCAGGAUAUAGCAAGAGAGGGCGUUGUCGGCGUUUCUCUGGUAGCAACACCACCAACAACAACAGCAGCAGCAGCAGCUUCAGCAACAGCCUCGCCAACAGCAACAGCAUCCACACCAGCAGCAACAUCGACACCAACAUCAUUAUCAUCAUCAUCAUCAGCAGCAGCAGCAGCAGCAGCAUCCUCAACGCCGGCGCCCAGCUACUCGCCGGGCAGCCAAAAUCGCGCUGCCGAACUGGAAAAGCAUGAGAAGGACCUCCAUCCGCUGGACAAGCUCAAGAUCACAUCCAACCACUAUCUGAACAACAACAACAGCAGCUGUAUCAACAACAACAACAACAACAACAAUACCAGUAAAACGAUGCCCAUUAUCAAAUCGGAGUACAGUCCCGUUGCCAGCAUCAAAUCGGAGUACAACAAGAGCCCCAUGCACUCCUAUCUGGCCAAUGAUGCCGCCUCUGCGGCCAGCAGCGCCAUACCCGCUGGUAGUGCUCGCAGUACCAACAACAACAAUAACAACAACAGCAGCAGCAACAAUAACAACAACAGUGCUGCUAGCGUGCCAACCAAUGUUGCCACCGAGCCGCAUUUGAGCCGCUUUGUAGGGUUGCACAGCCCGCAGCCGCAUCCACAUGCCCACCACCAGCAACAACAACAGCAGCAACAACAGCAGCAUCAACAACAGCAGCAGCAGCAGCAGCAACAACAGCAUACGCUGCAUCAGCAACGUGGCCCUUUUAUUGAGGGUAGCCAAAUGAUGCCCGGUGGCAGUACCGGUGCCGGCGAUGGCAGCGAUGCAGCGAGCUACCAUGCAGAGCACCAACAGCAGCAGCAGCAACAGCAGCAGCAGCAGGCAGACGAACGUCAGCAACAGUAUGAGCACAUGCGAUAUGCCCAAAGUCAUGGACACGGUCUGGCACCCAAUGACACUACCGCAGAUCAACAGCAGCAGCAGCAGCAGCAACAGCAACAGUUGCUUCAGCCCAGUAAUGGCAGCAGCAGUGAAUUGUCACCGGUUACAGCGCGCAGUGUUUACGAGCAGCCGCACCCACAUCCGCAUCCACAUCCGCAUCCGCCCGCCUCGCUAGGAUCGUCGGUAGCGCCCGUAUUUGCUAUCGGUGUCGGCGACACUCUACCAACGGGUGCCACCGGCUUCGAGCGCUACGAUCCAAAUUGCUGUCCCAGCGGCGGGCAGCGACAGGCUGCUUAUCAUUAUCUGCCGCAGACUGCCGAUGAUUUGCAGGCGCAACAGCAGAAAUAUCUGCAGGAGCAACAGUUGCUCAUGGCCAAGGCGGAGCACGAGGAGCUAACCAACGGAGGCGGACCCAUUUAUCCGCGACCCAUGUAUCACUAUGAUCCGACGAUGGGUCCCCUGCCACCGGGCUUCUCCGCCAUCAAUUUGUCCGUGAAAAUGGCAGCAGCGCAGGCGGCAGCAGCAGCAGCUGCCUAUCAAAACCAACAGCAGCAACAGCAGCAGCAGCAACAGCAACAGCAGCAACAACAGCAGCAGCAACAACAGCAGCAACAUCACCAGCAGCAACAGCAACAACAGCAGCAGCAACAACAACAGCAACAGCAGCAGCAGCAACAGCACAGCAAGCAGAGUAGUUCGCCCACGCCAAAUGUGGGCGUGGCAGCGCCCGCUGUAGAUCUCUCGGGUGCCACGUCGGUGACGUCAUCGAGUCCGCACGGUUUCAACUCGCCAGCAUCGCACAACCAAUACAACAACCAGCGCAUGGGCAAUGGCAGUCCACAGCCGGGUGCCAGUCCAAACAUUGCCAGCCCCCAGGUGCCCAGUCCGCAGGGUCAAACGCUGGACCUGAGCGUCACACGUUUACCGCACAGCAUUAUCACCAGCCCGCAGUACGGCGCCGACGGCCUUGUUGUGGGCCACGGUCAGGGCUUUGGCAGCGCUGCACCCGGCUCAAUUGGACCGAACGGACCGCCACGUUCACCACAAAUGGAGCCAGUGGACUUUAGUGGACCGCCGCGUCCCCUCGGCUUCGGCCUGGUCGGUCACAUCAGCGGGCCGCGACCCUACAGUCGCGAAUCUACGCCGGACAGCGGCGGCUCCCAUUACAUUGAAACGUAUCGGGAUCCGAGCGGCUAUUCGCCGCAUCCGGGUUAUGGGAUGGUAGUUCAGUCAGACUAUCCACCAGCUGGUUACCAUGGAUACGGGCCCGCCGCCUAUCAAUGCAGCAAUCCGUAUGCAACAGCCGUUGGCCCCGGAGGCUAUCCGACUCCAGUCUCCGGCGGAUAUUCACCCAGUCCGGCCACCUGCUACUCGAUGCCACCGCCGCAGCACAUACCGCAGCACGACAAGACCAAAGAUGGUUUGACGGGCUGUUCGCGCUCGGACCGCAACCAUCUGCAGUCGCACUCCCAGGAGCUGAAGUGCCCGACACCCGGCUGCGAUGGUUCGGGACAUGUGACUGGCAACUACUCAUCGCAUCGCAGCCUCUCCGGUUGUCCGCGAGCCAACAAGCCGAAGAGCAAGCCCCGAGAUGGCCAGGAUUCGGAGCCAUUACGUUGCCCCAUACCAGGUUGUGAUGGUUCCGGCCAUUCCACUGGCAAAUUUCUCUCACACAGAAGUGCAUCGGGCUGUCCCAUUGCCAAUCGGAACAAGAUGCGUGUUUUGGAGGCCGGCGGCACCGUGGAACAGCACAAGGCCGCUGUGGCAGCUGCCACGGCUAUGAAAUUUGAUGCGUGUACCACAGUUGGCAGUCAGGGAAUUAAGAAACCCAAGUUCGAUGAGGUCACCAUGGUAUACCCCAAAGGCUAUACAGGAGGCGGCGGCUUGGACAUUGUUAUGAGCGGCGUCGGCAUUCCUCUGCCACCCGUCAUUAACAACAGCAGCAACAGCAGCAGCAGCCUGGGUGUCAACAGCAGCGACAAAUCAGCGAGCGUUGUAAAUGUGGCCGGCGGCGGCGGUGGCGGUGGCGGCGGCGGCGGCAGCGAUGAUCUCAACACGCUGGAAGCGGAAAUAUCGGAGUUGCAACGGGAAAAUGCACGCGUCGAAUCGCAAAUGAUGCGCCUCAAAUCGGACAUCAAUGCGAUGGAAUCGCAACUGAGCACCAGCGAUCGGGAGGCUUCUCCACUGAGCGCCCAUCAGCAGCAACAACAACAACAACAACAGCAACAACAACAACGUGUCACAGCUUCUGCUUUAGGCUCGCCCAGCGGCCAAUCGCCAUUUGCCGGCGUCUCCUCAACCACAGCGACCAUCAUUGGCGGCAGCAGCAGCGGACCAGGCAGCGGUACCGCUGGCGACCUCUCGCACGUAUCGCACGACGGCAGCGGAGCACCGCCGAAUGCGAAUCUAAACAACUAUUACGAGAGUUUGAGGAACAAUGUUAUCACGCUCCUGGAACACGUCCGUCUGCCACCGCCGCCGCCACCACCAGGCACAGCAACCGGUGCACUACCGGUUACAAGUGGAACUGGAAGUGGAGCUGGUGUGCCCGUUAGCCUGCACACUGGCAUGGACACUACCGGCUGCACCUCUGGCAUCGGCCUGAGCGGCGGUUGUGUGGUGGACCAUCAUACGAGCGCAGCGAGUGCUUAUUCGACGCUGUUGCCACCACCACCGCCGCCGCUGCCACCGCCAACGGGUGCCGUACCCAGUGCGUCGUCCAUGUACGGCCAUCAGUCGGCCGUAACGGUAGCGGCAGCAGCAGCAGCAGCAACAGCGGUAGCAGCCGCACCACCACCAGCACCACCACCACCGCCGCCGCCGCCGCAUGCACCACACCAUGCCUACACUGUGCAUCAUCCGGGCGGAUAUCCGCACGGACAUCCGCACCACGGACAUCCACACGAGCACUUCGACUCGUACAUCUCGAAGCUACAAUCGCUGUGCGUGCCGCCCGAUGUGUAUGCCCUACCGGACGACGGAGGUCGUCCCUCUGUCUACAAUUCGGUGAAGCCCAGCAUGCACCAGGACUAUGGCAAACUGAUGCCGACGCCCAUUUAAGCAGUGAGCAGAGACAGGGACAGGUACAGUGAAUACCGUCCAGCGGUGUUUCACUGUGUGUACAUACAUCAUUUAUGAAUUACGAAUCAUUCACACACACACACACACACACUGUAAUCGAAUACAAGUAGUUAUCGUGUUUGUUUAUCGAAUGUGUGUGUGUGUGUGUGUGUGUGUGUGUGUAUUGACUCAAUACGCCGGAGUUGAGCUAUGAGUUGGAUCAAUGGGGGCUAUGAUGGCUGAGCCAGUUGAGUUCGAUGAAUCGAAACAUGAAUAUGAGUUAUUCAUUAUGAGUUACGAAUCAUAUGCUAUACUAUACUAUAUAUAUAUGUCAUCAAUUAUAAGUGAGAAUGAAGUGUCGAUUUAGUGUCCGAAUAGCCCAACAUAUCUCUCUCCCACUCUCCCACUCUUCUGUAUUCAUUUCCUUUAAUUACUUUUGGAUAGGUCUACAGCUCGAAAAGAAAGAGAAACGAUAGUAUUACAUAGUAAACUAGUAUAAUUCAAUGGAGUCAAUGGAUUGAUUCAUGAUUCGUUAAAGUUUAUUUCAUCCCCAUUUAGUUCAACCUCUUAAUUUACUCGUAUCGGCAAAGAUAUGGCUAUACGAGAACCUAU
Drosophila grimshawi is the source of this 5701-nucleotide messenger RNA. RefSeq lists its product as uncharacterized. The record is from RefSeq and is a predicted model, not a curated record. The transcript has 11 exons. Lineage: Eukaryota; Metazoa; Arthropoda; Insecta; Diptera; Drosophilidae. Gene Ontology annotation, cellular component: nucleus. Gene Ontology annotation, molecular function: zinc ion binding; RNA polymerase II cis-regulatory region sequence-specific DNA binding; DNA-binding transcription factor activity, RNA polymerase II-specific. Gene Ontology annotation, biological process: regulation of transcription by RNA polymerase II. Bases 11 to 5089 code for a protein of 1692 amino acids.